Molecule: messenger RNA, 909 nt
Organism: Alternaria burnsii
Lineage: Eukaryota; Fungi; Ascomycota; Dothideomycetes; Pleosporales; Pleosporaceae
Product: cenp-o kinetochore centromere component
Exons: 1
Coding region: 1-909 (302 amino acids)
Cellular component (GO): kinetochore; Mis6-Sim4 complex
Source: RefSeq, a predicted model, not a curated record
AUGGAGACUACUGAGCAACUCGACGACGAAAUCAGCGACCUGCAUACCCGGAUAGCCACUUUGAAAGCUCAUCGCGCGAACCUAUCUUCCGUUCUCUUGUCGCAACCCCACCUCGCUGCGCGUCUCCAUAGUAGCGGCACACACAACAACCCUGCCGACGAUACCAGUCCAAUCAUCACACAGCAGUCGAAACGCGUCCUCGAAAACACCUAUCGCGCCUGCGCUGGCGUUACUGCAUACAAAGUCAAAGAUCCCGACCCACAUGCGCUGAACCAUGGCAACAUUCUUGGCGUUAGCAUAGAUGUGCCACUCAGAGGCAGAUUCGUCGAGACAUAUCACGUCUUACUGAGCGUCAGACAAAAGGAUGAAAAGACUAUCCUAAGAAUCAACAAGCACACUAUUCCACCAUGUAUACCUCUGCAGCAAUUGUCCGACAAGUGGCUACCCACGGGGGGCAAAGACGAAGAGAAUGAUCCAGAACAGGACUUGGUGCAGUUUGGGAGGCUGCUGCGGAAGGAGCUGGUGAGCUGGCACUUGCGUGUCAACGCUUUGGAAGAGUUACAGAAGGAGGCUGGUCUGGCAAAACCACGCCCGAACAGCGAAACUGAGGGCUUUGCACCAACUGGAAACAUCUUGAACGCUUUCGUGAGCGAUGAUGAGACGAGCUCAGAUGUCGAGGAAGCUGAAGACGAGACUGAUAGCGCACGCAUACUGGACAUCGAAGCCGAUGCUGCUGUCAGGCAAAUCACUGUUGUCUGGUCCGACAGACGAACAGCGGUCAUGUCCGUCACCAAAGAUGGUAGGAUUGAGAGGGCUGUGUGCAGGACAAGAGAUGGAGUCCGAGAUGAUAUUUUCAGCAGGAAGGCCAUAGGUCCCAUCGGUAGCUUGGUCCGCAGACUACGAGCAUGA